AUGACAUUCGAGAGUCUUCAUCGGUCACUCUUGCAGAGAAUACAAAGUCUCGAUUUCCCGACCCAAGAUCAGUUGGAGAACCUCAAAUAUUACAAAUACGCUGCCGUCGACAAAUCUCCCGUUAGUCAACAUGUGCUUCGUCAUUACUGGAAUUGGGCCAUUACCUUGUUUCCACUAUGGAUUGCACCCAACCUGAUUACCUUGAUUGGCUUGUUGUUCAUGGUGACCAAUGUCAUUUUUGUCGCCCUCAUUGUACCCGAUUUGGAAUCCGAAGGCCCCAGUUGGUUGUAUUUCAGCUUCGCCAUAGGAUUAUGGCUGUAUUCGACGUUUGAUAAUGUGGAUGGACGUCAAGCGCGACGGACACAUACCUCGUCCCCGCUGGGUGAACUGUUUGAUCACGGCUGCGAUGCUCUGAACACCACUUAUGUUUCUCUUUUGCAAGCCGCAGCACUGGGGCUCGGCCAUACUCAGUUGACGGCGGUGCUGUUUGUGGUUACCAUGGCCGGGUUCUACCUAUCGACAGCCGAAGAAUAUUACACGGGCGUGCUGUAUCUAGGCUAUAUCAAUGGUCCUACUGAAGGCAUCAUCUUUACAUGUUUGGCGUUUAUCUGGUCCGGUUGCUACGGCGUCGCAUCUUGGCACGUCCCCAUCCAAGAUGUCCCGAGUUUGUCAUGGUUGAGUUGGAUGGUGCCAGAAAAUACCACAGCGGCCGCCAUUUUUGUAUGGGGCACGGCCUUGCUUCUCGUAUUUACUCAUUUGCCUGUGGUGUUGUAUUCCGUCUAUUUGGCAUGUCGCGCGAAAUCGCUGGAUAUUGCUGAGGCCGGUCUCAAUGCAUUGGUGCCUUUUGCCGUGUUCUGUUUGGCCGACUAUGCGUGGUUAAUGUCGCCUUAUUCGAUUGUGUUUCGUGACCAACAUUUGGUACUGUUUCUGCUGACCACGGGCACAUUGUUUGGAUUGAUUGCUUCCAAUGUGAUUUUGGCUCAUCUCACCAAAUCGGCGUAUCCGAACCUUUGGUGGUUGGUCGCACCGAUCGUGAUCAUGUGUUUGCUUGUCAAUAUGCCUUCUAUUCUUGGAAUAACCCUGUUGACAUCGGGCAUGGAAUACGGUAUAUUGUGCGUUUUAUGCGUCGUCUUUUUCACGUGGUACGGUGUAUGGUCAUGGGCGGUCAUUGAUGGAUUUUGUCGUUAUCUCGGUAUUCGCUGUCUUGUCAUUCAUCGAGACAAUCGAUCCAACGACGUCAGUGCAUCCACAUCAUCAGGUAAAUGA
Molecule: messenger RNA, 1266 nt
Organism: Radiomyces spectabilis
Lineage: Eukaryota; Fungi; Mucoromycota; Mucoromycetes; Mucorales; Radiomycetaceae
Product: CDP-alcohol phosphatidyltransferase-domain-containing protein
Exons: 3
Coding region: 1-1266 (421 amino acids)
Biological process (GO): phospholipid biosynthetic process
Cellular component (GO): membrane
Molecular function (GO): phosphotransferase activity, for other substituted phosphate groups
Source: RefSeq, a predicted model, not a curated record